Messenger RNA from Danio aesculapii, 618 nucleotides. RefSeq lists its product as uncharacterized. The record is from RefSeq and is a predicted model, not a curated record. Lineage: Eukaryota; Metazoa; Chordata; Actinopteri; Cypriniformes; Danionidae. Bases 1 to 618 code for a protein of 205 amino acids. The transcript is spliced from 6 exons.
AUGAGAGAAAGGUGUCAAGUUCCUGUUGAAAACAAGCAUUUAUUUGCUCGUCCAGGUGCUCUGUCUCACUAUCGGGGUGCAGACUGCAUUCGCCUGUAUGCCAAAGAAAGUGGAGCAAAGCAUCCAGAAGCCCUUUGCUCAACAAAGCUACGGAGACUGCCCGAACUCCAGGGCAAAGGAUUAGAUGGCAUAACAAUAGAUCCUCAAGAUGAAAUGGAUGUCUCCAGCAACAGUUCCAGUGAUGAGGCAGAACUGCAAACUUCAAGUUGCAGAAGUCAAGAGAAUGAGGAUCAUAUGAAUGCAGGCAACCUGCAAGACGAGGGACCUCAAGAUGAGGGACUCGAGGUGUCUUCAAAGAAAAAGGCAAAAAUGGGCUCCCAGAAAGCACAUGUGGGUAGACCUAAAUCCCCCUCCAUUGUAGACUUGGAUGUUGCCCAUCUCAAACCAGGUCCAAAAGUCAUUGUGAAAAGGAAGUGGUCAGAAGAGGAGGUCAAUGCAGUUGAAAAACAUAUGCUGCAUUUCAUACACAGCUGUAGAGUUCCUGGGAAAGCAGACUGUGUCUCGUGUCUGUUGGCCGAAACCUCAUGCACUAAGAAACAGAGAUUGGUCUGCUGUUAA